GGACUAGAAAAGUGACAUUUUCAUUCAUCUCUUCUUUCGUUCGGUUGCGCGAUUUCAGGGGAGAGCGUAGAAAAGAAAAAAGUUUUAUCACCGUGUGAAAUUCCGUCGGAAAAAAUAGUGCUAGCGUUCCGGAACCAGUUCGAAAACCAAACCCCAAUAGAAAGAACAGCACAUACAAAACAUGGCUGCCAGCACUAGCGGUGAUAAAGCGGCGGAUGAUUCACUUUACCCGAUCGCGGUGCUAAUCGAUGAACUCAAGAACGAGGAUAUCCAGCUGCGCCUAAACUCUAUCAAGAAGCUGUCGACGAUUGCCCUUGCCUUGGGUGAGGAGCGAACCCGCACUGAGUUGAUCCCGUUCCUGACCGAAACCAUCUACGAUGAGGACGAAGUGCUGCUGGCGCUGGCGGAACAGUUGGGCAAUUUCACCGCCCUGGUCGGAGGUCCCGAGUACGCCAUGUACCUGAUUCCUCCACUGGAAUCGUUGGCCACCGUCGAGGAAACUGUGGUCCGCGAUAAGGCUGUGGAAUCGCUGCGAAUUGUGGCCGCUCAGCACAGUGCACAGGAUUUGGAAAUCCACGUUGUUCCAACGCUGCAGCGUUUGGUUUCGGGCGAUUGGUUCACAUCCCGCACAUCUGCCUGCGGACUGUUCUCGGUUUGCUAUCCAAGGGUAUCGGCCGCAGUCAAGGCCGAACUGAGGAACAACUUCCGGCAGCUGUGUCAGGACGAAACUCCCAUGGUUCGGCGAGCUGCUGCCGGAAAGCUGGGUGAAUUCGCCAAGGUCGUCGAGCUGGAGUAUCUGAAAUCGGACUUGAUCCCGAUGUUUGUGCAGAUGGCCCAGGACGAUCAGGAUUCGGUCCGAUUGCUGGCGGUGGAGGCCUGCGUUAGUAUUGCCCAGCUGUUGCCCCAGGACGAUGUGGAACACAGCGUCAUGCCGACUUUGCGUCAAUGCGUCAAUGAUUCCUCGUGGCGAGUGCGUUACAUGGUGGCAGAGAAGUUUACUGGCCUGCAGAAGGCUGUUGGGCCGGAAAUCACCAAAACCGAUCUUGUUCCGGCAUUCCAAUACCUGCUGAAGGACACUGAAGCAGAAGUUCGCGCCUCGGCUGCCACCAAAGUAACCGAAUUCUGUGCCAACCUGGAAAAGAGCAGCCAGGAACAGAUCAUCAUGACUUCGAUUUUACCCUACGUCAAAGAACUGGUCGCCGAUCCGAACCAACACGUCAAAUCGGCACUCGCUUCGGUCAUUAUGGGACUCAGCCCUAUCCUGGGUCGCACCAACACCAUCGAUCAUUUGUUGCAACUUUUCCUGAUCCAGCUGAAGGACGAAUGGCCAGAGGUGCGUCUGAAUAUCAUUUCCACACUGGAUUGCAUCAACGACGUCAUUGGAAUUCAACAGCUGUCUCAAUCUCUGCUGCCGGCCAUCGUCGAGUUGGCCGAGGACUCGAAAUGGCGCGUCAGACUGGCUAUUAUCGAGUAUAUGCCUCUGCUAGCCGGACAGCUCGGUCAGGAAUACUUCAACCAGAAAUUGCGGGAUCUCUGCUUCAACUGGUUGAAUGACCACGUGUACGCCAUUCGUGAAGCUGCUACGUUGAAUAUGAAGAAGAUUGUACAGACCUUCGGAACACAAUGGGCCGAAACCAACAUCAUCAACCAGAUCUUGGUCAUGUACAAGAACAGCAACUAUCUGCAUAGGAUGACCUGCCUGUUCUGCAUCAACGCCCUGGCCGAUGUCGUCGGAGCUGACAUCAUCAUGCGUCUGUUCCUGCCCACCAUCAAGGUCCUGUCGACGGAUCCGGUCGCCAACGUGCGCUUCAAUGUCGCCAAGACGCUGCAGAAGCUGUCGCCAUUCCUGGACCAGACCGCUAUCGACGAGCACGUCAAACCGAUCCUGGAGAAGCUGAACACCGAUACGGACGUCGAUGUCAAGUAUUUCGCCUCAGAGGCAAUGGUUGGAAUUGCUGCCGCCUAAAUUGUGUAUCCAGGAUGAAUUUUGUAUGCAUUGUUAAUGUGUAAGUUAGGAGAAAUAAAUCCGUAAAUAAUUCAGCGAUAUACAUUCAACAGACUUCUUAUCCAACUAGACACAAGCAGCACCCGCAAAUUCUAUUUAUUUUCUUCUAAGGCUCCGUGACGAAGAUGUGAAAACGUUUGCUUCAUUACUCAAAGAAUAAGCUGGAAAUUGUAUUUAGAGAAAAAAAAACGUCAUUGGAAACACCACUUUAGCUAAUGGGUACUCUGAAACUGUUUUGAACCAAAAUGCUUGACAUUGGCGUAGUUUUAUACUCAUCAAAUAAUUGUGAAAAGGAAACAUUUCGCCAAGAGAAAGACCAUAAUGGAAAACACCGGGACAGUUGCUAUUAAAGUGGACGCAUUUUUUGGAAUCAUCACUAAGUUACGUGGUUAUUAAUGGAUCAUUUUCUAUUUCUCCAUUUUCGAGACAAAAUCUAUGGCAAAAAAAUACGUGAAAAUCACGCAAAUUUCAAAGAGAAACAAGAUAAUAUGACAUACACAAGAACGGAAAGUAUAUCCAAUUACAUUAACUUAGUUUAAGUUUACAAUUUAAUGGUAAACACACGUAACAUAUAAGAAGAUAAUUUAACAAACAAUAAAAGUCCAUUAGAGGAA
Aedes aegypti (yellow fever mosquito) is the source of this 2619-nucleotide messenger RNA. It is a transcript of the gene Pp2A-29B, whose product is annotated as serine/threonine-protein phosphatase PP2A 65 kDa regulatory subunit. Gene Ontology annotation, biological process: protein dephosphorylation. The record is from RefSeq and is a predicted model, not a curated record. Lineage: Eukaryota; Metazoa; Arthropoda; Insecta; Diptera; Culicidae. Gene Ontology annotation, molecular function: protein binding; protein phosphatase regulator activity. Bases 182 to 1966 code for a protein of 594 amino acids. Gene Ontology annotation, cellular component: cytoplasm; protein phosphatase type 2A complex. The transcript is spliced from 6 exons.